Adineta steineri is the source of this 1758-nucleotide messenger RNA. The record is from the annotation of a GenBank genome assembly. Lineage: Eukaryota; Metazoa; Rotifera; Eurotatoria; Adinetida; Adinetidae.
AUGUCGAGUAUAAUAGAUAAUGAUGUGAAUAGUGCUGUUUAUCAUUCAAAUGAUCCAUUGAAUAAUUUUAAAAUUCGAGUUAAAUUAGAACGAUUAACAUCGAAUGCAUUAUUACCAAGUCUUCAACGACUUAAAAUUGAGGAAGAUUUAACACGUUUACUUAGUAAAGAUGGUCAACCAAAGGAAAAACCGAAAAGUAGUAAAAUCGAAGUAGCACAAGCAUUAGAAGAAACGAAACGAUCUGAUUAUGAAGAAGUUCUUGUUGGUUGGCAACAGAAAAUGUUCAGUCGUUUUGAAUUUGAUACAUAUGGAAAAGGUGUUGGACCAGAAAGUACAGCACUUGAACAAAAAUAUUAUGAUGAUAUACAAAAAAUGAAAGCAAAUCGAAAACAACCUGGACGAAUAUUUACUUAUAUUGAAAGUGAUCCAUAUUGUUUUGCAAAAGAUCUCGAUUAUUUUAUGACUGAUUCACCAAAUGAAGAACCAAGUCAGUUGGCAUUAGGAGUUAAUAAUGUUCGAAAACGUCGCGCUGUUCAACCACGUUUUAAAUUAAGUGAUGAAGAAUAUUUACCCAAAACAAAUCUUAUCAAUCGAAAACCAACACCUGAUGAUCUUCGUACAAAUCAUUAUGCUGCUUUACCACAUCAAACAAUGUAUAUUAUGGCUGAUUUAAGUGACAUUAUUGAUAAUGCUACAGCACAACUUGUUGUCGUACCUCAACUACCAAAUGAACAUGUUUUAUGUAUCGUACGUAGUUAUUCAAAUGGAACAAUUGUAUUAGCACCUGAUUUUAAUAAUGGUAAAAUGGCAUAUAUUGUUGAAACAGGAAAUACGAAUAAUGAAGUAUAUCAUUAUUAUUUGGAACAUGGUUCAAUACAAAUAAAUAUAGAUGAUUUAAUAAAAGAAAGAAAAUUAUUUCAUGAAGUUUGUUUAAGACAACAAACACAUCUUGCACAAAUGGUUGGACAUGAAUUUGAUACGCCACCACCUGCUGUUCUUAAAUUAAAUGUAUUUGGUGAAAUUGUUAGUGGAAAAAAUUUUGAAUAUGAUAAUAUUUAUGUUUAUUAUUAUUUGGAUUUACCUGAUUAUUGGUAUGCCGAACCUUCAAUGAUAUUUUCAGGUUAUACUCAUACAGCAAGUACAACAAAAUCAAGUAAAAAUGAUGAUGUUGUCUAUUAUUCACACCCAUUCGAAUUUGAACUUUGGUAUAAACCAUCAGCUGUUUCAGCUGAUCAUGAACUUCCUCGUAUGCCAAAAAUUUAUUUUCAAGUUGCUUCUCAAGAUGUAUGGAAUCGUCAUCGAGUAGAAGGAUAUACAUACAUUGACAUUCCAAGUUUACCUGGAUUCUAUAAUGAAGAAUUAUCAUGUUGGCGACCACGUGGUGAUUCGAUAUUUAAUGAAUUACGACGAUUUUAUAUUGGUGGAUCAAAUGAACUUGAAGAUAUCAGUUAUGUUUCGAUCCCAAAACAAUUUGAAAGUGAAAAAAAUAACAACACCCCAUUAAGUCGUUUUGGUUUUCGUACUGUAUCAACAGGAUUAUUAAAUAUUCGACUUAACGUUGUUUUUCAAUCACAAUCUCUUGCUAUGGAACAUACUAAACGUGUUGGUGCUCGUUCUGCGAAUCGUUAUGGAUUUGAUGCAUUCAUGUCAAACAUUAAUGCGGCUAUUGAUGCAUUCCAACAAGCAAAAAAACGUGCAUUAGAAGUGCGCGAAUCAACAUUACAAUUACUUACACCCAAAACAAAUACUUAUGAAUGA